AACAGCUGCGCGUUUGAGGGUGCUGUGAGAAACCGGAAGUGCGCGUGUUUAUAAUCUGCUGCACGGAGCGAUGGCUGACGACGAGACCGUCAAAACGGAGGCUUCACUCCCUGUGGCCACGAAACCCCGUACUAAAAAAGCCCCAGAGCUCCCCAUAUUAGAGAGGAGGAACUGGCUCAUCCAUCUACACUACAUCCGUAAGGACUAUGAGACAUGCAAGGCGAUUGUAAAAGAGCAGCUGCAGGAGACUCAGGGCAUGUGUGAAUAUGCCAUAUAUGUCCAAGCUCUGAUCCUACGUGUAGAGGGGAAAAUCCAACAGUCUCUAGAGCUGUUUCAGAGCUGUGCCAUCCUUAACCCCACCAGCUCAGACAACCUCAAACAAGUGGCUCGCUCCCUGUUUCUCUUAGGGAAACAUAAGGCUGCCAUCGAGGUUUACAAUGAGGCGGCUCGUCUCAAUCAGAAAGACUGGGAGAUCAAUCAUAAUCUCGGAGUUUGCUACAUCUACACUAAAGACUUCAAAAGUGCUGAGGAGCAUCUGAACAUGGCGUUACAGCUUAACAAGCAUGACAUGACUUACAUGAUGCUGGGAAAGAGCUACCUAUUACAGGGGGACACAGAGAAGGCCAUUGAGAUCUACAAGAGCGCAGUGGAGUUUUCGCCAGAGAACACGGAGUUGCUGACCACACUGGGACUCUUAUAUAUGCAGCUCGGAAAAUAUCAGAGGGCCUUCGAACAUCUUGGAAAUGCUUUGACAUAUGACCCAAACAAUUACAAGGCCAUUUUGGCAGCAGGAAGCAUGAUGCAGACACAUGGGGAUUUCGAUGUGGCCAUGAAUAAAUAUCGUGUGGCAGCUUUCACUGUGCCUGAAAGCCCUCCACUCUGGAAUAACAUCGGCAUGUGCUUCUUUGGCAAGAAGAAAUAUGUAGCUGCUAUAAGCUGUCUGAAGAGAGCAAACUAUCUGUCUCCAUUUGACUGGAAGGUCUUGUAUAAUCUGGGUCUGGUGCAUCUCACCAUGCAGCAGUACGCUUCAGCCUUCCACUUCCUCAGCGCUGCUAUUAACCUGAAUCCACGCAUGGGAGAGCUCUACAUGCUUCUCGCUGUUGCCCUGACCAAUUUGGAUGAUGUAGAAAAUGCACGCAGGUCAUACGAGCAAGCUGUUCUACUUGAUGAAUCCAACCCUCUGGUGAAUCUGAAUUUUGCAGUGCUCUUGUAUAAUCAGGGAGACAAGAAGACAGCACUGCAGCAGUACCAGGAAAUGGAGAAAAAAGUCAACAUGCUGAUAGAGCGCAACAGCAACACCGAGUUUGACCCUGAGCUCGUAGAGAUGGCUCAUAAAAUGGGUGCAGCCCUUCAGGCUGGGGAAAAUUUAUUCUGGCCAAAAUCAGGCAAAGAAUCCAAAAGCAGCCAGCGCUCAUCUUCCAGCAAGCCGUCCUCUUCCCAGCAGCCCCUGGGCUCCAAUCUGGCCUUGGGCCAGGCCAUGUCAUCAGCUGCAGGCUACAGCAAAAGCAUACAGCUGGCUGCAGAGCCAGAUGUGGAGAGUGCACCAGCGCCCCCCUCUGAACCUCCAGGAGAGGCUGAAUGAUGGUGAUGAUGCAGAACUUCACAAAGCCAAGGAGAAGAAGAAGAGCAAACCCAGAGCAGUGGCAGAGUAGAGUUUCCCAAGCAUGGACAAAUGCUAACUGCUACUCUGAGAACAGUUUGCGUGAGCUUUAUAUAGUAUUUGUGUCCUAUGAAUGUAUAGUGUAUUUAUUUUUUUUAGACAUAUGUACAGAGUUUUUGCAUUAAGAUCUGUCUGCUGAACUAUUGCUCCGAUGCAUUCUUGGUUGUUUUUUUCCUAGUUCACUUGGUGAUAUCAGUCAUACUACAGGAACAGCUCAGGACAGAUUCGAUUUUUUGGCAUGUUAACACUAACAGGGUUUUAAUAUUAUAGAGAACCAUGCGUUACAUUGAUUUUUAUCAGUUUUGGAAAUGGAUUCUGAAAUGCAAAUAUGCAUUACAUUAAUGUAGAUGCUUUACCAACCUUUGUAUCUGAGCUAAGUUGGAAAUAAACAAGUUCUGCUGUUUGCA
Hemibagrus wyckioides is the source of this 2067-nucleotide messenger RNA. It is a transcript of the gene bbs4, whose product is annotated as Bardet-Biedl syndrome 4. Gene Ontology annotation, cellular component: ciliary basal body. Lineage: Eukaryota; Metazoa; Chordata; Actinopteri; Siluriformes; Bagridae. Gene Ontology annotation, molecular function: protein binding. Gene Ontology annotation, biological process: protein localization to cilium; cilium assembly. The record is from RefSeq and is a predicted model, not a curated record. The transcript has 16 exons. Bases 71 to 1582 code for a protein of 503 amino acids.